Molecule: messenger RNA, 979 nt
Organism: Chara braunii
Lineage: Eukaryota; Viridiplantae; Streptophyta; Charophyceae; Charales; Characeae
Source: the annotation of a GenBank genome assembly
ACGAGUCGUAUCUCUGGAAGAAACUCUUGCACAACUUAAGGCGUGGUAUCACUGGUAUGACGUCGAGAUGGCCAAGGUUGCGGCCAAACGUGAAGAGGAGGAGAAGGUGAGGUGCGAGCAAGAGGCAGAGGCGCGAAGACUGAAGGAGAAGAAGGAAAGGGAAGACUUCCAGAAAGAAAUGAACGAUACCUGGAAUGCCAAGUUUGAGCUUGUGUGCGGUGCAGUUCGUGGGAGUAAGAGUGCUGGAGGUCAAGAUGAUGAGUUGGACAAGCUGAAGAAACAGGUCGAGUUACUGCAGAUCAAGCAGAUGCAGAAGGGAGACGCAGCGGCAGCAUCUACUAGUAGAUCGGUACCGGGGGAUGAUGCUUUCUUGGCACACUUAAUGCAAGAGAAGGAGUUGAUGAAGAAGAAGAUGGAAUCGACUUUGGAUUCGUGUAAGCGGAUGGCGGGGUUAGAAGACGAAUUACGGGCACUAAAGCAGUCGCAUGAUGAGGCGAUACGUGAAGCGGAGACCUGGAAAAAGGUGGCGCUCAAGUCUGGAAAUAAGCGUAGUCGUAUAGCUACCUCACCUUCGUCUCAGCUUAAGAUGCCCCCAGUCACUCCUCAACAUUCGCCGAGGAGGAUGGACAACAUUCGUCACAUGCAUAAUCUGGAGGUGGAGACUUUGAAGAAUCUGAGGCUGCAAGAAAUGAAUUGGAGAAGAGAAGCAGAGCAGGAGAAUGUUCGGCUCAAGGAGCAACUGGCCAAACAGGAGGCUGACAAGAGGUCGACUCCACAAUCAGCAUUCCACGUGAGACUUGACGAUGCAGGAGAUGUGGGUGGUACUGCGAGAACUACGGAAACCAAGAAAAAGAGCGGCGGUGCGGACGAGACAACAGAAGACAAUGAUCGGGAAGCUUUCAUUCGAGAGGCCAAGAAGGAAUUUUGAGGAAUGAGUUUACGGAGCUAUGUCUUAAAGAGGGCGUAAAGUACACUACGU